Molecule: messenger RNA, 822 nt
Organism: Dermatophagoides pteronyssinus (European house dust mite)
Lineage: Eukaryota; Metazoa; Arthropoda; Arachnida; Sarcoptiformes; Pyroglyphidae
Product: sterol O-acyltransferase 1-like
Source: RefSeq, a predicted model, not a curated record
AUGUGUUUUCCAAAUUUAUUAGAACUUGACUGUAGUGAUAUUCAGGAAAUAAACCUGAAAGAAAUUCGUUUUGAUGACAACGAUGCAAAUAGAAUAAAAUUGAAAAAUCUCGUGUUGAAUCGUCUGAAAGAUAAACAUAUAACGGUCGAUAAUAUAGCAAAAUUAAUAAAUAGAUUCAAUCCUUCAGAAGUCAGCUUACAAAAUUCUCUUGUUCAAUUUUCCCAACUGCUAAAUUUAUUCUCAAAAUCUACAUCAAGUAUAUUUAAAAAAUUAACAAUAACAAACAAUAGCAUUAAUGCUAAACUAUUUCUGAACAACACGUCGAAACUUAAUAAACUUCAAACGUUUUCCAGACUCGUGCGUUUCAUUUAUAUUCCAGCUUUAGUAUACGAAAUUGACUUCCCACGGAGCACAGGCAAGUUUAGAAAAAAGUACUUCUUCUUAAAAUUAAUCUCCACAAUUACUGUCUUCAACAUUUACAUCUACCUGAUUUACUAUAAAUAUCCAGACCUGAUGCGUGCACAGUCUCAAAAUCACUUGAUCACACUUAUUACUUCCUACUGCUCAAUUUUGAUUGAGUCCGUUAUGUUAAUUUUUCUUUUCAUGUUUGAUGGAAUAUUAAACUUGUUGGCAGAAGCAACAAGAUUUCCAGAUAGACAAUUUUAUGGAUUCUGGUGGAAUUCCACAACGUUUAUCGAGUUUUCGAGAGACUGGAAUACCCCUGUGUACAGAUGGCUUCAUGUGUACAUUUAUAAGGCCAGUUUGGGCUAUUUUAAAAAACACAACAAAAUAUUGUCUGUUUUGUUAACACUUACACCUUAA